GCCUGAAAUUGGUUUUUGGCUCGUGCCGCGGGUUUAGAAUCGUGUGCACUCCCUCGCGAGCCGCGCGACCUUCGCUGGACUGCCGCCGACGCCAUCUUGGCUUCUGCGCUGCAAGACCUGGCAGCCACCGCGCAGCAGCACAAAUCGACCUCGCUCUGGGAUCUAGGGCGCAGGACACGACGGAAAUCAAAUGGCCCACUCCGUAGGAGAAGUCGUCGAAGUCCUCGACGCGAGCAGCGGCUGGCUCCCCGCGAGAGUAUUGCGGAGGCACGAGGACGGCGCCUACGACGUGAGCGUGAACCUCGACGAGACGAUCCACCUCGGCGACGCGGCCGCCUGCCUGUCACUACUGUGCGCGGGCGACCAAGAAUCGAAGAUCCGAGCGGCGCUCGGUUUUUACCUUGACCCGUCGAAGACGUCACUCACACUACCGGCGCUACGAGCUUACCUCACGUCCAUCUUCAAGGUCGUCUUCGAGGCCCGGAACUUCUCGGAUGAGGAACGUACAAAGAAGCCGUCUCCCCGGUCAACGGGAGACGCGACCGCUCGUCGCUGCUUCGAAGACCACGGCCUGACGGAAAAUGAAUCCAUACACGUGGACGACUUCGUGCAGUGGUACAUCGAUACUUUGUCUGGUAAAAGUACGACUGAGGAGGAGGAAGAGGACUGGACGGCGGAGGCCAUCGUCGAAGCCGCCUUCAAGCCUACCGAUGCGGAACAAGCGUUCGCGUACCUCGCGCAGUACCGCGAUUCCAGAAAUCAGGUCUCUAGACAAGCCUUCGCGGAGGCGAUCCGGGGCAUGCUCUCCACGGAACCCUCAGCAUCGUUGACGAGCGCCACGGAUGCUCUUUUUGACGCGUUCGACAGCGACGGCAACGGUAGUAUCGAUUUUGCUGAAUUAGGUGCGGGUUUAUCGGUAUUGUGUGGCGGCGACGCGGAGCAGCGCGUGCGACUAGCUUUUUCAUUAUUUGAUUUAGAUGGGGACGGGACCAUAUCACCUCGGGAGAUGACCCGUUAUUUAGGUGCGGUGUUUCGCGUCGCGUUCGCGCCUGUGUGGAAAUCAAAUUUCGGGCGCCCCACGAUGGCGUGGAGGCUCACGAAGGUCCACGCGAUAACCUAACUCACUGGUUGAUUUCCACGCAGGUUCGCGCGCGACGAGACGCUCCGAGCGAGAGUGGCCGCAACACCGGAAGAGCUCGCCGACGCGACGGCGAAGCAGGCCUUCGCGCUGUGCGACACGAACCGAGACGGAAGGUUAGAUUAUCGAGAAUUUAGGAGGUGGUACCUUACGCAGAAUGGGGAGCAGGAUUCGCAAGUCGUCGAGGCGCAGGACGCCAUUGCCGCUCUACAGAACCGAUUGCGCGGUUUGGACCCGCGGCAGGUGUUCCGGCAACUGGGGGCCUACGCGAACGGCGAAGGAAGACUCACCAGAGCUCGCUUCGCGCGGGCCUUCGCGGAACUUUUUGGAGACGCUCCGGAAUCGGAUGCGAAGGCCGUGCUGAACGCUGCUUUUGAUCUCUUUGACGACAAUAACGACGGUCUCGUGGACGGUGCUGAGCUCGCUGCAGGAUUGGGUAGCUUGUGCGGUGGGCGGCACGACGUGAAAGUGAGGCUAUGUUUUGAUCUAUUUGAUGCGGACAACGACGGCUAUCUGGACGAAUGGGAGGUGAGGAGAUACCUACGGUCAGUCUAUCGCACCGCGCCGGGCCAAGAUUUGAUGGACGAAGACGGCGAGCGCGUGCGGCCGGAGGACUUGGCCGCGGCGACGGCCUCGACCAUCAUCCGGGAGGCGGACAGCGAUGGGGAUGGUCGCGUCUCGUUCGACGAGUUCGCGCGGUGGAUCGCGUCCGAUAGCGUCGAGGAGGAGUCAGACUCUUCAGAGGCGACCACGGAAGAGGCCAUCACCACGGAGGCCCUGUACGGCGAGUCCGAAGAAGAUGAUGAUACCGAUGCGGCCGCGUCCCAGGAAAGAAGUUCACCUAGGUACCAAACGGUUGACCCGGCGCCUCCGCCGGGCGCGGCUGCGGCGGUCCAUGAGCUCCGGGAAGCUCGAGCUUUACUCAAUCUGGACCACUUCUCGUUGGACGAGUUGGUGGAAGUUGUGGUGGAGGCGGCGCCGCGAGGUGGUUUAAGUGCGGAGGCCUUUGCCAAGGUCUGUCGGAGACUCGCGACGUUGGGGGGCAACGGCCGCGGCGACCAGGACACGAGGAACGCCGCCGCGCGUUUAUCUCGACGCAUUUUCGCGGCGUUCGACGCCCAGGAGACGGACGACGUCGACUUCGUGGAGGUCGCCGCGGGCUUGGCCGUACUCGCGCCGGCGUCAAUGGACGACAAGAUCGAGGCGGCCUUCGCGUUGUACGACGUGACGAGAGGCGGCGUGGCCUUCGAGGAACUGCGGGGCUACCUCCUGGCGGUCUACCGCGUCCUGCGGGCUUGUUCCGCCUCGCUCGCACUCCGCAUCCACCAGGCCGGCGGGCCCCUGAAGCUCGCGGACGACACGGCGGCGGCGUGCUUCCGGUCGAGAAGAUUAGGAGACGACGCGCCGCUCGACGUCCAGCUCUUCAAGGAGUUCGUCUGCGAGGGCAUCUCGGCCGCCUACGAGCUCUGACCCCUUUUUCCCCCCACCCCCCGCUCGACUAAAACUCGGAUCCCUAC
Pelagomonas calceolata is the source of this 2655-nucleotide messenger RNA. Lineage: Eukaryota; Pelagophyceae; Pelagomonadales; Pelagomonadaceae. The record is from the annotation of a GenBank genome assembly.